UUCCUAACCUCCAAUUGAACCAUUAAUCUCUCAAUGCCAUCUCUCUUCCAAAAACAGUGCAACUCCUCCAAGAAUCUACACAUCUCUCCCUCUAUUCUUUUCCCAAAAUUUUUGGACCAAAAAAACCCUUUCUUGUAUUUUUUUUUUUUUGGUUCUGGAGCUAGCUUCUUCUUGUCUCCAUGGCCAUUUGAAACCCCUCAAAAAAAAAAAAUUAAAAGAAAAGUUGAGCUUCAUUUCUUGAAAAUUUUGAUCUUGUUGGUUGUUGGGUUGUUUCCAUUUUCUGUUUUCUUGAAAAAAAAAAAGUGUUUCAUUUCUUGAAAAAUUGAUCUUUUGGUUCUUGGGGUUGUUUUUAGUUUUGUAUUUUCUUGAAAAAUUUGAUCUUUUUGGUUCUUGGGGUUGUUUUUAGUUUUGUAUUUUCUUGAAAAAAUCAAUCUUUUUGGUUCUUGGGUUGUUUCUAUUUCCUAUUUUCUUGAAAAAAUGUAAAUAAAAAUGUCCUCCUUCCCUUGAAAAAUGUCCUUCAUUUCUUGAAUUUUUUAAAUUUUUUUUUUUUUUUUUGUUCUUGGGUUGUUAAUAUUUUCUUGUUUUCUUGAAAAAAGAAGUCCUUCAUUUCUUGGAAAAUUUCAUCUUUUUGCUUCUUGGGUUGUUUCUAGUUUCCUGUUUUCUUGAUAAAUGUCCUUUAUUUCUUGAAAAAUUUCAUCUUUUUGGUUCUUGGGGUUGUUUUAGUUUUCUAUUUUCUUGAAAAAUGCCCUUAAUCCCUUUAAAAAGUUGAUCUUUUUUGGUUCUCUUUUUUUUUUUUUAGUUUUAGUUUUCUAUUUUCUUGUUAAGGGGCCUUUAUCCCUUGAAAAAUAUGAUAUUUUUGGUUCUUGUGGUUGUUUGUAUUUUGUAGUUUUCUUGAGUUUUAAUGUCAAAUUUAGUGGUGGUAUUUUUCUUGGAAAUCUACCUUAGGUAUUAAUUAAUUUGGAGUAUUAGAUGAAAUGGGUAAAAUUAGGAUAUGGUUACCCUAUUAUUAUUUGUUUAUGAUUCUUGUUUUGGGUUUUUCACCAUGUGUUUGGUGUGCAAUUAGUAAACAAUCAACUAGUAAACAAUCUAAUGCUAAUCCUAAUAGUCCUACUGCUGUACCUGUACUUGCAUCUUUCAUUUAUAGCCAACUUGCAAAUCUUACAAAGGUAUUCCAUGAUGAUAUCACUAAGGCUUUGGGAUUUUGCAUUGAUAAUGUGGGUGAUGAGUUGUUUGAGGCAUUUAAUUUUGGCAAAAACUUGGAAUUCUUAAACAAUUGCUUUAAAGAGACCAAAGAUGUGACACAGAGACUAUGUAACGCGGCAGAGAUGAAAUUCUACUUCUCAAGCUUUUUGGAUACAAAAUCGACCAAAAAAACUCAAGUCUUAAGGCCUAAUAGGAACUGUAACUUGACAUCAUGGAUUGAUGGAUGUGAACCUGGCUGGUCUUGCAGUGUUGGUCCAAAUCAGAAAGUAGACCUUAAGAAUGCAAAGGAUAUGCCUGAUCGGACUCGUGACAAUCAACCUUGUUGUGAAGGUUUUUUCUGCCCUCGAGGCUUGACUUGCAUGAUGCCUUGCCCGUUGGGUGCUUACUGUCCUCGUGGUACCCUCAACAAGACAACUGGUGGAUGUGAUCCAUAUUCAUACCAAUUACCUCCAGGCAAGGUAAAUCACACCUGUGGAGCAGCUGAUCUUUGGGGUAGUGAAUUAAGUGGUGGCGAGUUAUUCUGCUCACCAGGAUCUUACUGUCCAACAACCACCAGAAAGGUUAUUUGCUCGGAAGGAAAUUACUGCAGGAAGGGCUCUACGGCACCGAAAGCAUGCAUCAGGUUGAGUACAUGCCAUAAACAAUCAGAGUCACAAAAGCUGCAUGUAUAUGGUUUUAUCCUUAUUGGUGUUUUGGGUUUUAUACUGAUCAUCUUUUAUAAUUGCUCUGAUCGAGUCAUAAAUACUAAGUAUCAAAGAGUUGCCAAGUCCAGGGAAGCUGCAGCAAGACAUGCACGCGAAACUGCACAAGCAAAACAAAGGUGGGGAUUAGUAAAAGAUAAUGCUAAAAAACGUGCUUUUGGAUUGCAACAGCAGUUAUCGCGCACAUUCUCAAAGAAAACGAGUGUGAAGCAAGGAUCAAGAACUUUUAACCUACCUAAAACUAAUGAUGAAGCAUCCAUACCACCUAAAGCUCCAAGCAGUUCAGCCGGAUCUUCAAAAGGAAAGAAAAAAGAACCUAGUGAUCUCACAAAAAUGCUGCACUCAAUUGAAAAUGAAACAGACAAUAUGGAGGGGUUCCAUAUGCAGAUCGGUGAUAAGAAUAUAAAGAAGCAAUCGGUCGAUGCUAAACAACUGCAUACCAGGAGCCAAAUUUUCAAAUAUGCAUAUGGUCAGCUUGAGAAAGAGAAAGCUAUGGAGCAAAAAACUAAGAAUAUGACAUUUUCAGGAAUCAUCUCAAUGGCGGCAGAGGAGGAUACUGAGAUCAAGACUAGGCCUCCCAUUGAGAUAGCUUUCAAAGACCUGACAAUUACUCUAAAAAAGAAGCACAAACAUUUGAUGAGGUCUGUUACUGGAAAACUGAUGCCUGGUCGGGUUUCUGCAGUCAUGGGUCCAUCUGGUGCAGGGAAAACUACAUUUCUUUCUGCGGUAGCUGGUAAGAUAACACAAUGCACGUUAUCCGGGAUGGUUCUUAUAAAUGGAAGGGCUGAAUCUAUUCACUCGUACAAGAAAAUUAUCGGUUUUGUUGCCCAAGAUGACAUAGUCCAUGGAGACCUCACCGUGGAAGAGAACCUUCGGUUUAAUGCAAGAUGCAGACUAGCUGCAGACUUGCCAAAGGCUGAUAAGGUUCUUGUUGUUGAGAGAGUUAUUGAAUCAUUGGGUCUUCAGGGAGUCAGAGAUUCGCUAGUUGGAACUGUAGAGAAGCGUGGAAUUUCCGGUGGCCAGAGGAAAAGAGUAAAUGUGGGGAUGGAAAUGGUCAUGGAACCUUCACUGCUAAUAUUGGAUGAACCUACAUCUGGUUUAGACAGCUCAUCUUCAAACUUACUUCUUAAAGCUCUUAGACGUGAAGCUCUUGAAGGUGUAAACAUUUGCAUGGUUGUUCACCAGCCGAGCUAUACCUUGUACAAGAUGUUCGAUGACUUGGUACUUCUAGCCAAAGGUGGUCUUGUUGCAUAUCACGGCCCUGUGAAGAAAGUAGAAGAAUACUUUGCAAAUCUUGGAAUCACUGUACCGGAUCGUGUAAACCCUCCUGACCAUUUCAUCGACACCCUUGAGGGUAUGGUCAAACCAGGUGGAGGUGUGACUGUGGAACAACUUCCUGUCCGAUGGAUGCUUCAUAAUGGUUACGCUGUACCACCCGAUAUGAUGGAACUGUGUGAUCAGAUUGCAAUGUCCUCCAAGGGUGUUGCAGCAGCUCCUGACCAAUCUUCAUCUGCUGAUGCAUGGUCGAAGAGAGAUUCUCUGUCUCAUAGCUUGCUAAAAUCCCAUGACCUGUCUAAUAGACAGACUCCAGGUGUAUACCGGCAGUAUAGAUAUUACCUUGGAAGGGUAGGCAAACAGCGAUUGCGAGAAGCUCAAAUGCAAGGAGCAGAUUAUUUAAUCCUUUUGGUUGCUGGAGCGUGCUUAGGAAUCCUAUCCAAUCAGAAGGGCGACACCUUUGGAUACUACGGCUAUUUGUAUAGUGUCAUUGCUGUGUCACUCCUCUGUAAGAUUGCAGCAUUGAGAUCCUUUGGGGACAAGUUAGAAUACUGGAGAGAGAGAGAAAGCGGCAUGAGCAGUCUAGCUUAUUUUCUUUCCAAGGAUACAACAGACCAUUUCAAUACUCUUAUAAAGCCUUUGGUUUUCCUGUCUAUGUUCUAUUUCUUAAAUAGUCCAGGAUCAUCCUUUCUCGACAACUACCUUGUUUUCCUCUGCCUUGUAUACUGUGUGACUGGCAUAGCUUAUGUGUUUGCCAUCUGCUUUGCACCUGGACAGGCACAACUGUGGUGUGUUCUCGUUCCUGUUGUUUUGAGUCUCAUUGCAAACCAGGAACCAGACGGUACCGUCGGAAAAUAUAUAGCCAAGUUUUGUUACCCAAGGUGGGCUAUGGAAGCAUUUGUCGUUGCAAGUGCACAGAGGUUGGUAGUUCAUAUUCUCCGCUGUUUCCUGUGAACUGCUAGGUCAUAAAGGAAAGC
Messenger RNA from Capsicum annuum, 4156 nucleotides. RefSeq names its product putative white-brown complex homolog protein 30. The transcript has 13 exons. The record is from RefSeq and is a predicted model, not a curated record. NCBI's taxonomy places the organism in Eukaryota, Viridiplantae, Streptophyta, Magnoliopsida, Solanales, Solanaceae. Bases 975 to 4133 code for a protein of 1052 amino acids. Gene Ontology annotation, molecular function: ATP hydrolysis activity; ATP binding; ABC-type transporter activity.